GACAGUUUAGUAACCCAGUCUGAUCGCUCACCGUCUGGCUCCAACCGGGACUUUAAAAAGAAGAACCACCGCAGCUUCCCUUCGCUAAAACAUCAACACUGAUUUAAAAUGAAAGCAAUAAGCCCCGUGCGGUCCUUCCGGAAGAGCAGCGCGAACCUAUCGGAGCACUCCCUGGGAAUCUCCCGGAGCAAGACCCCGGUGGACGACCCGCUCAGCCUCCUGUACAACAUGAACGACUGCUACUCCAAGCUGAAGGAGCUGGUGCCCAGCAUCCCGCAGAACAAGAACGUCAGCAAGAUGGAAAUCCUGCAGCAUGUCAUCGACUACAUCCUGGACCUGCAGAUCGCGCUGGACUCUAGCGUCGCACUCACCAGCCUGCAUCACCCCGCGCGGCCGGGGCAGGCUCCGAGCAGGACCCCGCUGACCACCCUCAACACAGACAUCAGCAUCCUGUCGUUACAGUCGCCGGAGUUGCCGUCAGAGCUGAUGACAGAUGACAGCCGGACUCUGCAUCGUUAAAGCGGUGUUUGGUCAGGACGCAAAAAAACACACACACUCUCUCUCUCUCUCUCUUUCUCUGUCUCUCAUACACACACGCACGCGCGCAGGACCUGGGGAGCAGGACUUUACUCCCCCAUUCCUCCCCCAACUCUCCACCAACCUCUGUCCUCCUCCAGGCCUGGACUCAUGUUAUUUUUUCUCUCUCUCUUCUGACGCUGAAACCCAGAGACUUUUUUUUGUUGCUUAUAAUGGGACAAUCUUAUGUGAUGUGUUUUUCUGUUUUAUUUUUAUUUUUUGGACACUUUCAUUGUUAUUUAACUUAAGAUCUUUUUUUUAUUAUUAUUUGUGGGUCCUUUCUGGAAAAUGGAAGGCGCGUUAUAUUCCCGUAAAUGGGAGGAAAAACGAGAUUAUUGUCCCAAGGAUUAUUUCCCCUCUCCUCCUCUCCCCUCUCCCUCACCCCCUUGUCCUCCCCUCUCCUUGUUGAAGUCUUCGCUUUUUUUGCGGAGGUGGGAACGUGAAUAGAAGAAAAAAAAACUUGGGUUAGUUACUGUAAAAAGUUUAGUCUUGUCUUGUCCGAUUUGUUGGCACACGAAGGACUGGACGCUGUUUAAAAAGAAAAAAGUCAAAAUGAAAAGAAUGAAACCUUUGUCAACCCUCAUCGGGGGGUUUAUCUUGUAUAGUUGCAGGAAUUUGACACUUCUGCAAAAGUGUAAUGUUGUACUUAAUUAUGCUGAGACUUUUUAUAAAAGUAAUGUAAAUUGUACCUUUUUUUUAUACAAAAAUAAAUCGAAAAAACGACAA
Hippoglossus stenolepis (Pacific halibut) is the source of this 1302-nucleotide messenger RNA. It is a transcript of the gene id2a, whose product is annotated as inhibitor of DNA binding 2a. Bases 109 to 519 code for a protein of 136 amino acids. Gene Ontology annotation, cellular component: cytoplasm; nucleus. The record is from RefSeq and is a predicted model, not a curated record. Gene Ontology annotation, biological process: circadian regulation of gene expression; cell differentiation; negative regulation of transcription by RNA polymerase II. Gene Ontology annotation, molecular function: protein dimerization activity; transcription regulator activity. Lineage: Eukaryota; Metazoa; Chordata; Actinopteri; Pleuronectiformes; Pleuronectidae. The transcript has 3 exons.